AACCCCUUACAAACUCGUCGCAGCACCUCACAGAGCUCCGGCUAUGCCCUGCCCACUGACUCUAAUCUAAAAACUUCUUGGGGGGUUGGGGAAAGGAGGGGGGGGGAUUCUUGUCGUCUUCUCCGCCUCAGAUAUGGGCAUUCCUUUCGACGACGACGUCGUCUUGAUCCAACAUGGCAAGGAGCCCGGCGAGCCCUCCGUCAUCACGGUGAAUUGCCCUGACAACGCCGGGCUCGGGUGCGAUCUUUCUAGAAUAAUCCUCGAGUUCGGACUUACCAUUGCCAGAGCAGAUUUUUCAACGGAUGGAAGAUGGUGUUACAUAGUCUUGUGGGUUGUUCCACACGAGAGUUCGGUUAGAGUUGAUUGGGAAAGCUUGAAAAGCCGGCUUUUAUCGGUAUGCCCUUCUUGUUUGUUUUCCUAUUACUUCAAUCAGCACGCGAAUGGUACCUCGCCGCCUCCAUUAUACCUUUUGAAGUUUUGGUGCCUUGACCAAAAAGGGUCGUUACAUGAUGUUACUAAGGUGCUCUGUGAGCUUGAACUUUCAAUUCAGAGAGUAAAAGUUAUGCCAGCCCCAGAUGGCAGAGUGUUGGACCUGUUCUUCAUCACGGAUGAGAUGGAGCUGUUGGAGACAAAAGAGAGGCGAGAUGAUGUAUGCAAACAUCUGAUGGCUGUUCUAGGAAAGAAUUUUAUUACCUGUGAAGUUCAGUUGGCAGGGCCUGAGUACGAACGUUUGCAGGGCUUCUACUCUCUUCCACCUGCAGUUGCUGAAGAAUUAUUUAGUUGUGAGCUGUCAAACAAGGGCACCUGCAUUUUACAGGAUCUCAACCCAAAUAUUUCAACAGUAAAGAAGGCAACUAUUAAGGUUGAUAAUUCGUUGAGCCCAGCGCAUACUUUGCUUCAGGUGCAAUGUAUUGAUCAGAAGUGCCUGCUUUAUGACAUUAUGAGGACCUCCAAGGACUGUGAUAUUCGGAUUGCCUAUGGUAGACUUUCUUCAAGCGUGAAAGGCUUCAGAAAUAUGGACCUAUUUAUCCGGCAAACAGAUGGGAGGAAGAUUGUGGAUCCAGAGAGUCAGAUUGCAUUGUGUUCUCGCUUGAAGGAGGAGAUGCUUCAUCCGUUACGGGUUAUUAUCGUCAAUCGGGGUCCUGAUACAGAACUCUUGGUUGCUAAUCCGGUUGAGUUAUCUGGAAAGGGAAGGCCCCGUGUAUUCUAUGAUGUUACUUUUGCUCUAAAAACAUUAGGAAUAUGCAUUUUCUCGGCUGAAGUUUUAAGGCAUUCAACAUCAGAUCGCCAGUGGGAAGUCUACAGAUUUCUCUUGGAUGAAACACGUGAAUUCCAUUUGGGAAGCAGUCGAGCUAGAAGUCAGAUUGUUAACAAAGUUAGAAGAACAUUGAUGGGUUGGUGAGCUGCUCAUUUGCUACCUCUUUUAUGAGGAAUGCAGUUUUCCAUCAGAAUAGUAUGCGUCACUUUGUUUUCUUUACCCAUUAACACCUCUUCACUACAAGUGUAUCUUUGUUUGCUGAUGUGAACAGAUGACUUUCUGAGAUUGUCCAGAUCCAUUAAUGUUGCCGCAAGGCUCACCACUGUAACUGUAAACCAUCUGACUUUUUUUUGAUUUUCUGGCUUAAUAAUUUUGUAACCCGUGUUAAGUUCCUGGUUCUUCA
Messenger RNA from Alnus glutinosa, 1661 nucleotides. RefSeq names its product ACT domain-containing protein ACR9. The record is from RefSeq and is a predicted model, not a curated record. Lineage: Eukaryota; Viridiplantae; Streptophyta; Magnoliopsida; Fagales; Betulaceae. The transcript is spliced from 6 exons. The coding region runs from base 134 to 1402 and encodes 422 amino acids.